AUGCAGUGGGAUGAUUACACCUGCGCUUUGGCAUGGGUCUUGAUAGUGGUCAACACAUGUCUUCUCCUUGCCGCCACGCCGUAUGCUUUCGGGCUCCCACCAAAUGAGUUCUUCCUGUCAGACGCGCAAGCUGCAACCAAGUUAGCGUCUAUCUCACAACCAAUCUGGGGGUGGUCUAUGGCCUUGGUCAAGAUAUCCUUCUCCCUGAUGCUUCUUCGGAUCUCUCCCUCGCAAUUCAUGAAGCGCUUCCUCUGGUCCAUGAUCGGUCUACAGAUCAUACUUGCGGUCUACAACACACUAGCAACACUACUGCAAUGCAUACCGGUCGAGAAAGCAUGGGACUUACUCGGUACAGUAGAAGGCCAUUGCUGGAGCAGGACGGGAGUCAGGAUAAGCUCGAUAACCGUCUCCGUCAUCCAUAUCCUCACCGACUUCAUACUCGCCCUUCUUCCCGUAUCUUUCCUUCGUGGGAUCCAGCGUCCGGUUCGCGAACGCGUUGUCGUUGGCGUACUUAUGGGACUCGGCUUCUUCACGGGUGUGGCAUCGAUCUUGAAAAUUAUCGCUGCUAUGAACUUUGGCAAAACGGGCGAUCCGAUGAACGAAAGCAUCGUUGUCGGCAUGUGGUCCGCUAUCGAGGAGCUCGUGGGAUUCAUCGUCAUCUGCAUACCGACUCUACGCUCGCCGUUCCAACAUGUACUGCGUUACCUCGGCGUCGCCAGUGUUCGUCUCAAGAACAACGCGUUCUCCCGCGGCUACGGACGUACACAAGAGUCGGAGGUCAACAGGAACAACUUCCGAAGUCAAAGCCAGAGUCGUCUUGCUACUGUCGAAGGAGACGAAGAGUCCGGCUUCAAAUUGAAGGAGUUGCACACGGAGGGGUCAGAGGGAUCGUCGGACGAGAUGCAUUGGCGUGCGAAUGAGAGGAAUACAGUGGAAGGCCAUCGCUUGAUCAAGUUCAUGAAGGCGCGGAUGCGUCUUGGAAGGGCGAACCACUGGAGUUUGACUUGGGCAUGGCAAGCAGGCACUUAA
Messenger RNA from Alternaria metachromatica, 1029 nucleotides. RefSeq lists its product as uncharacterized. Lineage: Eukaryota; Fungi; Ascomycota; Dothideomycetes; Pleosporales; Pleosporaceae. The coding region runs from base 1 to 1029 and encodes 342 amino acids. The record is from RefSeq and is a predicted model, not a curated record. The transcript is spliced from 3 exons.